AUGGAUAAGGCAAAGCGAGUAGUCAGUGAGUUCCUUCACAAUGACGGAAAGCACAAGACAACCGUCGACCAAAACGUCCGAGAGGCUGUCACCAAUGAGCACGUUCGCCCGGAAAAACAUGAGCAUGUCACGGAGGCCGUCGAUAGAGAUGUUCACCAAGAGCAUCAUCAAACCCGCAUCCAGCCCGUGAAGGCCAAGGAAGUUCUCCCCGAGCAGCAUUCACACAAUGUCUUACCUGUCGAGGAGAAGACCGUCCGUCAUGGCAACCAUGACGAGGUGCGUCAGACCCUCGAGAGAGACGCUGCCCAGUAUAAGGAUACAUCGACUACACACAGUACUAAACAUUCAACCACCGCCAAUCCAACCAUGACGGGAGAACACGUUCACCAUCAUGUCCACGAACACAUCCAGCCAGUCAUCGAGAAAGAAACCAUCCAACCCCACGUUGUGCACACCACUGCACCUGUCCACGAGACCCACCACGCUGCGCCCGUUCAUCACGAGACUACAACGCUGCCUACAAAGACCAUGGAAGAAUUUACUCAAGGUGUGGGCAAGUCUGGACUGGGAGCAAAGGGCACUACCAAUGUCCUUCGAGAGUAUGAAGGUUGCCCACAGCCUCACAAGGAUACGCCUGGGGCCCAUCGCCUCAUCCACGGAGAAAGAGGAGGGGUUGGAGCCAGCACUGAAAGGUAUGGUGAGAAUCUCACCGACAACCGUGCUGGAUCAAAGACCCUCGGUGCUGCAUAUGGUGAGAAUCUACCAGCAUCGACUGGACAUGGUGCAUACGAAAACACACGCAACGACGCAUCCAUCGGCGGCAAUGCCACUCGGGCUUCUGAUCAGGGAAUAUCGGGGUUCAAUAGAACCAAUCCUAACACCGGCAGCGCUUUUGAGGAAAAUCUCUCUAGCAAGCAUAACUCAUCACUGGGUAACAUCACUCCCCCCAAGAAAAAUCAAUCAUCCGUUAAGGACAUUCUUCAUCCGCGCAGGGAUGCCGAUGGCGACGGAAAGGCCGGAAUGUUUGAUUAA
This is a messenger RNA of Clonostachys rhizophaga, 1032 nucleotides long. The record is from the annotation of a GenBank genome assembly. Lineage: Eukaryota; Fungi; Ascomycota; Sordariomycetes; Hypocreales; Bionectriaceae.